Benincasa hispida (wax gourd) is the source of this 787-nucleotide messenger RNA. RefSeq lists its product as uncharacterized. Lineage: Eukaryota; Viridiplantae; Streptophyta; Magnoliopsida; Cucurbitales; Cucurbitaceae. The record is from RefSeq and is a predicted model, not a curated record.
UAUCUUUCUAAACCUGACUCACUGGUUCAUCUUCCCCAAAUUCACAAUUCUGGAGAGAGAAAAAAAUGGAUGAAGAUAGAGUUUCAGAGAAAUGGUACCAAGGACUAAGAGGCUACUGGAAAAGAAAAAACUACGAGAAGCUCAACGGGUCGUCGCGACGGCGGCGGAGGCUGGCCCAGGUGGAGCUGGGGUCGACCCGGAACAACCGGAGGCGCUUCUGGCGGAUCAAGAUCUCACCCAAGCUCCGAUUCUUACGAAAACUUCCGUCGCCGAAGAAACUCCUCCUCCGCCUCCGUGAUGCCUACGUCAAUAUGAUGCUCGGAUUCGCUAAUUCCCGAGUUUUCACCACCAGCUACGGCGGAAGCGCCGCCGUGUGCGACGGCAUUCCGGGUUUCGGACAGCGGCCGGCGAAGGAAUACGACGAGAAGAUGAUCCUCGACAUCUAUAAAUCUAUGGUGGCGGCGCAGCGGCAGAUGGUCCACCACCCCGCCGCUGCCGGAUCGGAGCCGGAAACCGCUCAGUCCAAGUGAAAAAGAUAUGUUUUAAUCCGGAAGGUUUUUGGGUAGCUUUUCCAUUUUAGUGUUUGUUAUUUAAUAUAUAUAUUAAUUUUCAAUUAUAUUAUUUACCAAAGUUGAAAUUUGUUGAAUUGGAGAUGAACUUAGAAAUUAAAUUAGAUUGUUAAUAAAGGAAAGUCGGAAUUUCGUCUCAUCGAGUGUCCAAGCUGCUCAUCAAUUAAUUGUAAAAUGAUAUAGUUGAAAUGCAACCAAAUUCAAGCUUUUAAAAAAAA